AAAAAACACACAUGCACGCAUAAAGUGAAGGAUAACGGACGAGAGAGCUGUUUCCUGCAAGGGAAGAAGAAGAAGAAAAACAAGAAGAAGAAGCUGCUAUGAUUCUCUCCCUGGCCGCAGUAGCAGCCAUGAGUAGCGGUGGGGGAAGCAGCCUAAACUCCUCCUCCCCCCUCGACCCCUUCGACUCCUCCACCUCCUGGAGCCUCGCCGAGGACCCCUCAAACUCCUCCUCUGAGCCCGUGGUGAGGACCCUGACCCCUGACUUCCAGCCGGCCACCACCGCUGUCGCCAUCCAGGAAGUAAACCCGUGGGACAUCGCUCUGUGUGUCACCGGGACGCUCAUUUCCUGCGAGAACGCACUGGUGAUCGCGGUUCUGUUCUACACGCCGACUCUCCGCGCGCCCAUGUUCAUUCUGAUUGGUUCCCUGGCCGUGGCGGACCUCAUGGCCGGUCUGGGCCUCAUCUUGAACUUUGUCUUCACGUAUCUCAUCGACAGCUCCGUGGAGUUCGUGACGCUGCUGUCUGUCGGACUUUUAAUCUCCGCUUUCUCCGCGUCCGUGUUCAACAUCCUCGCCAUCACGGUGGACCGCUACCUGUCGCUGUACAACGCCCUGACCUACCACACGGAGCGCACGGUCACCUUCACCUACCUGAUGGUGGUCUUCAUCUGGGUGUUGUGCGUGACGCUGGGUUCGCUGCCGGCUCUGGGAUGGAACUGUCUCCGAGACGAAUCCACGUGCAGCAUCCUGCGACCCGUCACCAAAAUCAACGCCGUGGCCCUCGCCGUCACCUUCCUGCUCGUCUUCGCCAUGAUGAUGCAGCUCUACCUGCAAAUCUGCAAGAUCGCCUUCCGCCACGCGCAGCAGAUCGCCGUGCAGCACCAGUUCGUGGCCAUCUCCACCACCAAAGGGGUCUCCACGCUGUCGGCCAUCUUGUGUGCCUUCGGGGCGUGCUGGCUGCCGUUCGCCAUGUACUCCAUCGUGGCCAACUCCAGCUACCCGGCCAUAUACACGUACGCCACGGUGUCCCCGGCCACCUGCUGCUCCGUCAUCAACCCCAUCAUCUACGCUUUCAGAAACCCAGACAUCCAGAAGUCGCUGUGGGUGGCCUGCUGUGGGUGCUUCCCGUCCAACCUGUCCCUCAGACCCAGGACCUCCAGUGACGUGUAG
This is a messenger RNA of Trematomus bernacchii (emerald rockcod), 1169 nucleotides long. It is a transcript of the gene gpr185b, whose product is annotated as G protein-coupled receptor 185 b. Gene Ontology annotation, molecular function: G protein-coupled receptor activity. The record is from RefSeq and is a predicted model, not a curated record. Gene Ontology annotation, cellular component: membrane. Lineage: Eukaryota; Metazoa; Chordata; Actinopteri; Perciformes; Nototheniidae. Gene Ontology annotation, biological process: G protein-coupled receptor signaling pathway.